UACAUAAAAUAGAAAAAAGGAACGAUUUUUUUGUUUCUCAAUCAUAUCACAAAUUCCGAAGCAGAAGCAGCAGGGAUUCUCCUACUCCCCCUGCCGCCUCUUAUCGCCACCGCCACCGACAUAUACAUUCCCGCAUACAUACUCACUGUUGCUGUGGCGAAAGGGGUUGACUUAACUCAAGAUGGGGGCCAUAAAGUCUGCCGUUGCUGAUGGGGUGCUCACGUUUAUGUGGGUUUUCUGUGCUUCAACCUUUGGGGUUCUGACUUCCGUCAUAGCGACUGCGCUUGGGGUGCAAGGCGUGGCUUACGCCUCCCUUUUUAUCACUACUUUUAUUGUGUUCGUCUUUGUCUUCGUUUUUACCUUGAUCGGGGAUGCGUUUGGUGGGGCCACUUUCAACCCAACUGGCACUGCCUCGUUUUACGCCGCCGGUGUCAGCGGAGACAGCCUCUUUUCCAUGGCUCUCCGCUUCCCAGCACAGGCAGCAGGGGCUGUUGGUGGUGCUCUGGCCAUCAUGGAGGUGAUGCCAAAGCAGUACAAGCAUAUGCUUGGGGGACCUUCUUUGAAGGUUGACGUGCAUACCGCAGCCGUUGCUGAAGGGGUGUUGACUUUUCUGAUUACCUUUGCCGUCCUUGUAAUUAUCCUUAGGGGUCCUCGGAGCUUGCUAUUGAAGACAUGGUUACUUGCUAUGGCAACUGUAGCAUUGGUGGUUGCAGGUUCAGGUUACACUGGGCCUUCUAUGAAUCCUGCGAAUGCCUUCGGGUGGGCGUAUGUUAGCGGCUGGCACAACACUUGGGAGCAAUUUUAUGUUUACUGGAUAUGUCCUUUCGUUGGAGCAAUAUUGGCUGCCUGGAUCUUCCGCGUAAUUUUUCCACCACCCGUGAUCAAAGCCAAGAAGAAAGCAAAGAAUGCCUAAAACUGGCAUCCUCCACCCAAGUAGAUAAACUUAACCAUCUCAUGUAAUAAGAAUUAGAAUCUCUCUAUGUUCACUACCUGAACAGUUAUGAUAAUGUCCAGUGAAGUCUCGCUUUAAUUGUAACUACUGAAUAUGUUUCUGUGUGUGCGCA
Molecule: messenger RNA, 1064 nt
Organism: Tripterygium wilfordii
Lineage: Eukaryota; Viridiplantae; Streptophyta; Magnoliopsida; Celastrales; Celastraceae
Product: aquaporin SIP1-2-like
Exons: 3
Coding region: 182-913 (243 amino acids)
Biological process (GO): transmembrane transport
Cellular component (GO): membrane
Molecular function (GO): water channel activity
Source: RefSeq, a predicted model, not a curated record